This is a messenger RNA of Vicia faba (fava bean), 1023 nucleotides long. The record is from the annotation of a GenBank genome assembly. NCBI's taxonomy places the organism in Eukaryota, Viridiplantae, Streptophyta, Magnoliopsida, Fabales, Fabaceae.
AUGGACCACAUCGCCGAUGCACAACGCACCGAUUUGAUGACCAUAACCCGUUUCGUUCUCAACGAACAAUCAAAGCACCCUGAAUCUCGCGGCGAUUUCACCAUCUUGCUCAGUCACAUUGUUCUUGGAUGCAAAUUCGUUUGCUCAGCUGUUAACAAGGCUGGUCUUGCUAAACUCAUUGGACUUGCUGGAGAGACUAAUGUACAGGGUGAAGAACAGAAGAAGCUGGAUGUUCUUUCCAAUGAUGUGUUCAUCAAGGCUUUGAAAAGCAGUGGCAGAACAUCCAUCUUGGUUUCUGAAGAAGAUGAGGAGGCAAUAUUUGUGGAGCCUUCGCUACGUGGAAAGUACUGUGUUGUUUUUGAUCCACUGGAUGGCUCCUCCAACAUUGAUUGUGGUGUUUCCAUUGGAACUAUUUUUGGGAUUUAUAUGAUGCAAGAUAACCAUGAACCAGUCAUAGAAGAUGUCCUGCAACCUGGGAAGAACAUGUUGGCAGCUGGUUAUUGCAUGUAUGGAAGCUCUUGCACGCUUGUAAUAAGCACCGGAAGUGGUGUCAAUGGUUUCACCCUUGACCCUUCUCUUGGUGAAUUCAUCCUAACUCACCCUGACAUUAAGAUCCCAAAGAAAGGCAAGAUUUAUUCUGUGAAUGAAGGGAAUGCCAAGAACUGGGAUGGCCCUACUGCCGCUUAUGUGGAGAAAUGCAAGUUUCCCACAGAUGGUUCAUCAGCAAAGUCUCUAAGAUAUAUCGGAAGCAUGGUAGCUGAUGUUCAUCGCACAUUGCUUUAUGGAGGUGUCUUUUUGUACCCUGCUGACAAAAAGAGUCCAAGUGGAAAGCUUCGUGUAUUGUAUGAGGUCUUCCCAAUGUCCUUCUUGUUGGAACAGGCAGGAGGACAGUCUUUCACCGGCAAGGAAAGGGCACUUGAUUUAAUUCCAACAAAAUUGCAUGAACGAUCUCCGAUAUUUCUGGGUAGCUAUGACGAUAUUGAAGAAAUCAAAGCUCUGUAUGCUGCAGAAGAGAGUAAAUAA